Messenger RNA from Brachypodium distachyon (stiff brome), 1651 nucleotides. RefSeq names its product probable WRKY transcription factor 65. Bases 449 to 1318 code for a protein of 289 amino acids. Lineage: Eukaryota; Viridiplantae; Streptophyta; Magnoliopsida; Poales; Poaceae. Gene Ontology annotation, cellular component: nucleus. The record is from RefSeq and is a predicted model, not a curated record. Gene Ontology annotation, biological process: regulation of DNA-templated transcription. The transcript has 2 exons. Gene Ontology annotation, molecular function: transcription cis-regulatory region binding; DNA-binding transcription factor activity.
GUGCUACUACUCGUCUACUUGCGCCGGUCGAUGGGGAAAUCGAUCGAGAAGAGGCAUGCAUGCAGGGAGGCUGACUGAUAGAUAGAUAGAUGAAGAGAUAGUUGGGGAGGCGUCGCCGUCGCUCGCACGCUCAUAUUCCGUCAAAGCCUGUCUCUUUUGUUUAAUCCCCGGCCCCUAUCGCAGCGUGCGCGCCCACGUCCCCACGAACCCAACGUCUCGUCACGACGACACAUGAUAGUAGUACAUCCAUACAGGCACACACACACACGGCUUCGUGCUAGUUUAGUUCACUCGCUUUAUAUCUCUCCCCGCGGCCGGAUCGUUGCCUUGUCCGUAGCUGGUGGCAUCGUCGAUCCAGGGACUGCUCCGGCCGGCCGCUUCGCAAUUCACACCCUGCUCUACUCUCUAGCUACUAGUGCUUCUUCGAUUAAUUCGUGCGUUCGUGCGUAUGGACGGCGAGUGGAGCGAGGGGGCGGUGUCGUCGGGGACGAUGUCGGGCGGCGAGCAGAAGGCCCGCGGGGAUGGCGUUUCGGUGGACUCCUCCGGCCCGGGUUCGGCGCCGUCGACGACGUCGUCGCCUAGCGGGAAGAGGCGGUCGUUGCAGAAGCGGGUGGUGACCGUGCCGCUCGCCGACGUGAGCGCGCCGCGGCCCAAGGGCGUUGGCGAGGGCAACACGCCGACCGACGAGUGGGCUUGGCGGAAGUACGGCCAGAAGCCCAUCAAGGGCUCCCCCUUCCCAAGGGCUUACUACAGGUGCAGUAGCUCCAAGGGGUGCCCGGCGAGGAAGCAAGUGGAGAGGAGCCAGGCCGACCCGGCCAUGGUGCUCGUCACCUACUCCUACGAGCACAACCACUCAACCGCGGUGGCGAACAGGGCGCAGCAGAACCGCCAGGCCCAGAAGCCCAAGGACCAGCCCGACCACCCAGCGAAAUCCGAUGACGCGCACCAAGGCACCGCGGCCAACGUUGUCAACGAUAGCCCGCCGGCCAUCGAGGUGCACGACGAGUUUAAGUGGCUCUACGACGUCGUCUCCGUCACCUCCUCGUCCUCCGACGUCGAGGCGGCCGACGACCUGCUGCUCUACGGGCCCAUGUUCUUCGGCAAAGCGGCCGUCGACACGCUCCUUCCCGACGAAUUCGGCUUCGGCGGCGGCGACGCCGCGGGCGGGGAAAGGAGCGAGGAGGACGACGCCAUGUUCGCGGGGCUCGGCGAGCUUCCGGAGUGCGCCAUGGUGUUCCGGCGGCAUGCUGGCGACGGGCUGGCAAUGUUGGGAGGGGUGAAGGUCGAGCAGCCGGCGGAGGGCACUGCCAUGACAUGAUUCUGCUCAUGCGGACAGACAUGCAUGACAUGUGGGUCCGGUCACCAAUAAGAUCGAACAGAUGAUUAAACUCGUGGAGUUUUGGUUUCUUGUUCUAUUGCCCCCUUCUGUCGGUUAGUUUCCCCCCAUUUCUUUUUGGUUCUUUGAAUCAUACAUUAGCACACAGAAAAAUCUGAGACAUUGCUAGCUGUUGCACAGAGUUGAUUGGUUGGCUAUUGAGGGAUUGAGAGGGACAAGCUAGUCCUUUUGUCAAUGGUUUGGUUGAAGCCUUUUGUUGUCUUGUACCGGUACUCAGCAGUAGAUACAGACAGAGAACAGGGGUCGGUUCUUUUC